This is a messenger RNA of Eimeria necatrix, 576 nucleotides long. RefSeq lists its product as hypothetical. NCBI's taxonomy places the organism in Eukaryota, Apicomplexa, Conoidasida, Eucoccidiorida, Eimeriidae. The coding region runs from base 1 to 576 and encodes 191 amino acids. The transcript is spliced from 3 exons. The record is from RefSeq and is a predicted model, not a curated record.
AUGGUGGACGUUGACAGCCCGCCGGCGGCGGCUACGCCCGCUGCUGCGGCAGCUGCGCCCGCUGCUGCAGCAGCAGCAGCUGGGGAGGCCGCAGCAGCAGCAGCGCCUGCUGCAGAAGCAGCAGCAGCAGCAGCACAAGAGGGGGGAGCAGCAGCAGCAGACAGCGCGUCGGAAAACGCCGAGGGCAGCAGUGCAGCAGCAGAAGGAGACGAGGCGACGGAGGAGGAGGAGGAGCCUAGCGAGGAGGGCUCUUUAUCAUGUAGCUGCUGCUGCAGCAGCAACUCUUGUGUCUUAGCUGCUGCUGCUGCUGCUGCGUCGACGCAGAAGAGGAGAGUGACAAUGGCGGGCUUCCCAUGCAAUGAGCGACUGACUGAGCUGCUGCGGCAAGCUGACGCUUAUUCCUCUCAAAUAACUGGUGGCUUCGCCCCUGCUCCUGCCGCAAAGAAGGUGAGCAGCAGCAGCAGCAGCAGCAGCAGCAGCAGCAGCCGCAGCAGCUGCAGCAGCCGCUGCAGCACCGGCUGCAGCAGCAGCAGCAGCAGCUGCUGCUGCCCCGCGGAGCCAAAAAGAGCCGUAUGA